Bactrocera oleae (olive fruit fly) is the source of this 2149-nucleotide messenger RNA. RefSeq lists its product as uncharacterized. Lineage: Eukaryota; Metazoa; Arthropoda; Insecta; Diptera; Tephritidae. The record is from RefSeq and is a predicted model, not a curated record.
GUUAUUCUACCGGAAAGGAGAUUGAAGUACAGUUAGCACCAAGAUCAAUUAAUUUCGUAUGCUAAAUGAACCAAUAUAUUUACAUACUUGUAUGUAUUUACAAGCCAUGUAACAAGCACACACAUAUGUUUUGCCUUCACCUUUUCACAGUUUUGUGUUCAAUGUGGGGAUAUCCCAAUUAUUGCCGUUUAGUCUAAAACCAUUCCGUGUAAUGAAAAUAUUUUACAGGCCUUUAUAUGUCAUUGCAUUCUUCGGGCAUUUCAAUUGUUUCGGAAGUGUUUCAAGGCCUUUGCAUUGUUGCCGACAGGUCUAAGCAAAAUAUUUGCAAAUGAAAUUCUUAUACCCCACACAUACAAAUGUUUGUUUUGCGGAUUACGAAUAGCCAGAAUCCUGCUGAAUGGCAGUGGCCACAAACCAAAACAAUGGAAAAAUAUUGACAUGACUUCCGCUCACCUUUUAAUCCACCUAAAUUCCUGUUUAGACACGACUGUCAGGAGCACAUUGUUCGUGUGGCGACACGGCGCUGAUGGUAAUUGCCAUUUUCACGGAAACGCGAGACGGUCAUGCUAGUAAUACGUGCCUCAAUUUCUACGACACCUUUGCAUAAAUGCCUAUGCGUGAAGCCUUUUGUUAGCUAAAGUAAUUUUCGGCUGCUGCGCCGAUGCUGCGCUCUAGAAACGCCCAACAUAAAAGUAUUUUAGGCUCAAGAGGUCUUUUCGCGCAAGGAUACGCGCAACCGCAACAGAGCGCAGCGCGCGGCUGAAUUGGAGAGCGCAGAAAACACAGGUGUGGAAAAAUUCAACAAAAGAGGGCUACUGCCAGGCUUGAUACACACAAACACGGGUACAGUCGACAAGCUACCGGCGGCCAAGGUGCGAGUAUAAAAGCGCACAGCAUGCGAGCAAGGACUCAUCAUUCGUUUGUUAGCCGCUAACGUGUGCCUUCGGUCAAUGACUGUAUCAGCCAGUCGACAUAUAAACAAAUAUUUGUAAAUAAAAUUAUUAAGUAUUCAUCUGAAAAAGAAUAUUUGUCCGAAACGAGUGAGCCACUACUUAAACUUAACCACUUAACCUAAGCAAACACCGACUUCACCAAACCAAAUAAAAUGGGUUCCUUAAUGCGCAAGAACAUCACCAGCAACAACAGCAGCAGCAAUGCCAAAAACAGUAAAAAUAAAUCAUCAGUGCACUAUCAACUCUUUAUGUAUCAGGAGGAGCUGCGCCGCCGCAAUACACGUGGAAUAAGCGUCGCCAGAUCAAAGAUAUCUCUCACUGAAUCCCUAAUCCAAGACAACGUGCAGAAUUUGCACAACCGCAGCGAUGAAGAUCUUCGUAUCAUAAGCCGAGAAAUGUCAUUCAAGAAGCAUCUGCAGAAGCAAGUGUCACGUUAUUCAAAGCUGAUUAAAUUGGCAAUGAGCGUAGAGAGGAAGACCGUUAAAAAUUCUACGACUAUUAGCACAGCGGUGCAUUUACGAGUUAAUUAGUCGUCGUCUAAUAUUUAAGAAUAUCUGUUAGCUAAGUACCGCUGUGAUUAUUAAUUGUAUUUUAUUUAAUUUUAGAUUACAUAUUUAUUACUUUAUUAUUUGUAGGUUAGAAUAUGAGUUAAUAGUGUUAAAGUCUUUAAUAUAAGCUGGUGGAAUAUAACUUGCAACAAGUUCAAAUACAAUAGUAUCUUUAAAGUUAGUUUUUAAUAGUACUUGUAGAAGUUAGUUUUCUUCGUAAAAUUAUGUUUACAACGUUCUAAUUGACUCGUCUACCGAUAAUUGACGUAAUCUAAGCUGGCAGGCUAUCGCAGUAAAAAUAACGUUCGUUACUUUCUGUCAAUCCUUAAAGGUAAAAACUCCGAAUGAACACCAUAUCCGUUUUGUAUGGAAUAACCUAGGAUCAUAUUCAUCUCAACUGACGGUCCUUGUUCCAAGAAAAUGUCACAUCUGCUAAUUUGAAAGCAUGUGAGUAACAUUGUAUUGCCUAACUAAAAGUAGAUUACAAUGAGUGGAGAGUAUUUUUGUAUUUGAAAAACAUAGUAUAGUACGAACCGAAAUUAUUGAAACUUGUUCUUUGCCCGAUAAACUAAGACAAUUGAGUAAUUUGAGAGUUACCAACAAAGUAAUUGUAAGGAAAAUAGGAAAUUCUUGACUUUAAAACCUGAA